Molecule: messenger RNA, 4452 nt
Organism: Sinocyclocheilus rhinocerous
Lineage: Eukaryota; Metazoa; Chordata; Actinopteri; Cypriniformes; Cyprinidae
Product: A disintegrin and metalloproteinase with thrombospondin motifs 12-like
Exons: 23
Biological process (GO): extracellular matrix organization; proteolysis
Cellular component (GO): extracellular matrix
Molecular function (GO): metalloendopeptidase activity
Source: RefSeq, a predicted model, not a curated record
AUGCCAAGUCGGGUCAGCGUUGCGAUUUUGCGGUUCAGUUGUGUUUUCUUUCUGGCUGCGAGCCACGUCAAGAGCUCUGAACGGGACUACCUCUUUCCAGACAUAGAACAAGAGCUCUUCAUCAAGCAGCAGUCUGAGUUUUAUGUGGAUCAUCCUGAAAAAGUGGACGGGAAUGGGAAGUUAAUCUCAUACUCUUUAUCACAUCACUUCAGGCGACAUAAGAGGGACCUGAAUUCAGCAGAGAGGCGAGUGUUUUACAAACUCAACUACAAAGGUCAGGAGUUCACUCUCAAUCUAACCACCAAUGACAAUCUGCUCUCCAACGAAUAUGUGUUGAAGAAACACAACAGGAGUUUAACAGAAAAGCGGUCGCAAACAUCUUGGAACCUAGCCUGCCACCUUAUUGGCACGGUAAUGGAUGGAAACGAGCAGGGAACCGCCGCCAUCAGCACCUGUGAGGGACUGAGAGGGUUGUUAAAUUUACCGCAGGGGCCAUUAUUGAUCGAGCCGGUCCGUGGCCACACCCCAAGCGUCACUCAUCCACGACACCCACAUGUGAUCUACCGGAGUCCAGCCUGGAGUGCAAUCAGGCGGCGACGUAGCACUGAUGCACACAGCAUUCAUCAUAGUCCCUGUGGGGUCAAAGAUGGUUCUGAGUUUUCCCAGCAGGUGGAGCAGGAGAGAGAGCGCUGGGAGCAGGAGCAGCGCCAGCAGGGUGGGGAUCGUAAUCACGAUCCGCAUCGAGAGUGGGAACGACCACGGAGGAUCUCCCCUCGCUCCAUCAGCAAAGAGCGUUGGGUGGAGACCAUGGUGGUGGGCGACUCCAAACUUGUGGACUACCAUGGAAGUGGAAACGUUGAGUCCUACAUCUUUACCAUCAUGAACAUGGUGGCUGGAAUUUUUCACGAUGCCAGCAUUGGUAAUGCUAUCCAUAUUGUACUGGUCCGGCUUAUUCUGCUACACGGAGAGGAGAAAGGGCUGAAGAUCAUUCACCACGCUGAUACGACUCUCAACAGCUUCUGUACCUGGCAAAAAAACCUCAAUCCUCAAAGUGACACUCAUCCUGCACACCAUGAUGUCGCUAUACUCAUCACACGGAAGGAUAUCUGCGCAGGCAUGAAUCAGCCGUGUGAGACGCUGGGCUUGUCUCACCUGUCGGGCAUGUGUCAGCCGUAUCGCUCCUGUAAUAUCAACGAGGACUCGGGGCUACCUGUCGCUUUCACCAUCGCUCAUGAGCUCGGACACAGUUUUGGAAUCCAUCAUGACGGUCAAGGGAAUGACUGUGAGUUAGUCGGGAGGCAUCCCUUCAUCAUGUCCCGUCAGCUCCACUACGACUCCUCUCCUCUCACCUGGUCCUCCUGCAGCAAGGAGUACAUCACACGCUUUCUCGAUCGUGGUUGGGGUUUCUGUCUGGAUGACCGGCCAUCUAAGAGAGACCUCAGCUCUCCGCUGGCAGCACCUGGAGUGCGAUACACCCCCCAGCACCAGUGCCAGCUGCAGUACGGACCCAACGCCACCUUCUGCUCAGAAGUGGAAAAUGUGUGUCAGAUUCUGUGGUGCUCUGUAAAUGGAUCCUGCCGCUCCAAACUGGACUCGCCGAUAGACGGAACCAGGUGUGGACCUGAGAAGUGGUGUAUCUCUGGUGAGUGUGUGAUUGUAGGGAAGUUACCGGAAACAGUGCAUGGAGGUUGGGGUUCCUGGAGCACCUGGUCUCACUGCUCUCGUACCUGUGGAGCCGGCGUCCAGUCAGCGGACAGGGAAUGCAACCAACCCAAACCUGAGUUUGGAGGCAAAUAUUGUACAGGCGAGCGGAAGCGCUACAGAAUUUGCAACACGAAGCCGUGUGCCAGAAAACAUCCCUCCUUUAGAGAGAUGCAGUGCAGUGAAUUUAACACUGUGCCUUACCACAAUGAACUCUACGAGUGGAUACCUGUUGCAAGCUCGUCGCGUCCAUGUGAGCUGCACUGCAAGCCUGUGGAUGAGGCCUUUUCUGAGAAGAUGUUGGAUGCGGUUACAGAUGGAACGCCCUGCUUUAUGAACAACAACAGCAGAAACAUCUGUGUCAAUGGUGUGUGCAAGGAGGUGGGUUGUGAUUUUGGCAUCAAUUCUAAUGCUAAAGAGGACGGCUGUGGCGUUUGUCUUGGUGAUGGAUCCACUUGUGAGACUGUGAAGGAGAACUUUGUGGAGCAAGAUGGAUUUGGUUACACGGACCUAGUUUUGAUCCCUGAGGGAGCUCGGAAUAUCUUCAUACAGGAAGUGGAAGAGGCUGGGAAUUUCCUUGUGAUCCGAGCGGCUGAUUCAGACGAGUAUUACCUCAACGGGAAUUACAUAAUUCAGUGGAACGGAGAGUACGAGGCAGGUGGCACUAAGUUUUACUACGAUCGGACCGGUAAUAUGGAGAAUCUCACCUCAGCAGGACCAACAUUUUCUCAAUAUUUAGAUUUUUUUGCAUCCUCAGAUUCCAGAUUUUCAAAUAGUUGUAUCUCGGCCAAAUAUUGUCCGAUCCUAACAAACCAUACAUCAAUGGAAAUCUUAUUUAUUCAGCUUUCAGAUGAUUAAUGCACAAACAUUGGUGACAGGCAUCGCAAGUGCAAGAACAUGGACUGCCCUGCAAGGUGGUGGGUGGGAGGAUGGCAGACAUGCUCGGCUACAUGCGGUCCAAACGGAGUGAAAAAGCGCACUAUUCUGUGUGUGCGGACUGUGGCCGGAGAGGAGCGGGUUCUUCACCCUGGGGACUGUAAGCAGCUUCUCAAACCCAAAUCUGUGGUACCUUGCAACCGAGACGUACCAUGUGGGUCCGAAUGGACUGUGGGGAACUGGAGCGAGUGCUCUCUGUCCUGCGAUGGAGGGAUAAAGUCAAGAGUCGUCAAGUGUGUGGCAAAACAACCCGGCCGGUGCAACCCUGCCAAUCGACCUCGUUCCACGAUCCUCUGUAACCUCCAGAGCUGCUCGUCCACUAACAGAUGGACGGGUUCACGAUUCCGACCUAGAGUCCCUCCUAAAAUCCCAACGCAGGCCCCCGGGACCCAAACACCAGGAUAUAGCACCACUAUCAUGCCUCCAAACACCUCUACUACCAUUACGACCAACACUUGCCCAACAUCCACAACAUCUGACAUAAUCCAUGAAGACGACCAAGACUUUAUCCUGGUGAGGGAUGAUCGCAAAGGUGGUCCUGGAUGGGUUCCAACAAAUACUGAGGACGAGGAGGGAAGCACAGACCUACGCCGUCCGGAUAAAAGCUACACGCCGGGUUAUGAUUACAUAGUAGAAGGUCCAACCGGAGAAGAAAGGGCACAUGAGGAUGACAUGUUUACCAGCACACCUGAAGAAGUCUCCACAUCUGCUGUCCCACCAUUGCAUACUAACAUCCCCACAGCAAAACCAGCCACUACUAGUAGAACCCAAUACAAUGAUCAUUUGACAACAUCCCCAGUGUUGCAGAAAACAACAAACUCAUAUGAACCAAAUACCAUCCCUAACCCUAAAGUGCCACAUUUGAAUACUCACAGUCCACAAGCAACUGUUCCUACAGUGAAGAUACUGAGAAAAGCCUCACAAACACCAAACAGUCCCAGCAAAGGUAAUGUGCCUAAAACAAGCAGGCUGAAGCCAGAGACGGUGACCACCACGGAUGACUACGGGAACCUGAAUGCACGAGAUCUCGUCAGUAGGAAUGCAUUUUGGAAAGUGGGCAACUGGAGUGAUUGCUCCACUACGUGUGGUCUUGGUGCAGUCUGGCGAUCAGUAGCCUGCAGCUCAGAGCGUGAGGAAGACUGUGCCAGUGUGAAGAAGCCAGAACCUGCCCGACGAUGUAUCCUGCGACCCUGUGCCACCUGGAAGAGUGGUAACUGGUCCAAGUGUCCUGAAGGCUGUGUGACUGAUACGAAGCAUCGAGAAGUGCAGUGCUUCGACACUCAGAGCAGACGUCCAUUGAGGCCUUUUCACUGCCAGGCUCUUUCAUACAAACCAAACAGCAGUUUGCCCUGCAACACCCAGCCCUGCCUGCAGUGGAUGUUCUCGCCCUGGGGAGAGUGCUCUAAAAGCUGUGGCCGCGGAGUGAAAGAAAGACGUGUGUACUGCCCUGAGUACCAGCGCUGCAACGUCACGCUCAAACCCAACAGCACUGAGUCCUGCAAUCUGCAGCCCUGCACCAGCUGGGCGACUGAAGCCUGGGGUCAGUGCUCCAGAAGCUGUGGUGGAGGCGUUCAGAAGCGAGCGGUGAGGUGCAUAAGUGAGGAAUCCGGCGAGGAAGAAAAGACAUCACUCUGUGCAAAAAACAAGAAACCUGACAGUGUGCAGAACUGCAGCCCAGAGGAGUGUAAAACUGAUUUAGGCCUAGUUUGUAAGAAAAACAGCAUGUCGACACGUUUCUGUGAGAAACUCAAGCUGCUGGGUCGCUGCUCGCUGCGCUCGAUCCGCAAGCAGUGUUGUGUCACUUGUCUGAUGUAA